This is a messenger RNA of Protopterus annectens (West African lungfish), 3153 nucleotides long. RefSeq names its product dynein light chain Tctex-type 5-like. NCBI's taxonomy places the organism in Eukaryota, Metazoa, Chordata, Ceratodontiformes, Protopteridae. Bases 602 to 1303 code for a protein of 233 amino acids. Gene Ontology annotation, molecular function: dynein intermediate chain binding. The transcript has 5 exons. Gene Ontology annotation, biological process: microtubule-based movement. Gene Ontology annotation, cellular component: cytoplasmic dynein complex; cytoplasm. The record is from RefSeq and is a predicted model, not a curated record.
UCUUUGCAAUAUUUUGAUACAUCUCUGCUUCGUUACAUUUCUGUUUACAUGAGGCGGUCUGCAGCAGGAACAAGGAUUCCUCUCUGAAAGUCGACUGCUAAUGUACAUCUGGCACUCUACUCUUAUGGAAAAGUUAUAUUUUCUGUUUUGUUUUUUCUUUUUUUAAAUAUCAUGGGGUUGUGAGUCACACAAAAGUUGGGACUUUUAUUUGUACAACCUCAUAGUCCAGGCUGCUUUAUAACUAGCACAGGCAAUAUUAACAAUUACAAUUUAAAGAUCUGCAUGACUUAAUAGGCUUUUGGUCACUUACAACUAUUUGAAGAGGGAGUGUGAGGGAAAGUAAACAAGGCAGUUAAAUAAACAGAACGAUACUGUUAGCAACAUAAGCGUAAACACCAAUCAAGAGAAGCCCUUGGUAAAUAUGGGCUUAUGGAAAUUAUAGUGCAGAAGUCUGUUUUCAUAAAACUAAUUUUGGAAAUACACACAUCAGAUUUGAGAACACCACAUGGGAGAAAUUUAAGUUGUACAGAGAAGCAGGAAACCAUAGAAAAAUAUUGUGCAUGUUGUUUCUGGUCCCGCAACACAUUACACAUUUACAGAAAUGAAUCAAAUGGAACAAGGAAAUACAACUACAGUAAAAGGGAAACUGAUGACAAAUUCAGCUUCAGCUGAUAAUAAACUUGAUUUCAAAGCUUCUAUAAAAAAGGAAAAUGAAAAAAGACCUUCAAAUCCCAAGCAAGUACCUGUAUCUAGUGUUGCUGCUGGCACAGCACCAUUAGUUCAUCAGCAAAGGAGAUAUUCUAAAGCUCAGGAGACAAGAAGUAAUGUGGUAAGCCUGCGGGGGUUGAUAGCGGCACAGAGAUUCUCAAAGGAAUUUAAGGAAAGAGCUGCUUUAAGAGCAAAGAAAGGAAAUGAGAAACCACAGAGACAGAUCCUCACAAUCAUCAAUGAUCAGGUCCCUUCUGCUUCUGCAAAUCCAAAAGAAAGAUUCUCCUGUGUCAAGGCAGAGAAGUUAAUCGAGGAGUAUCUAGCUGUCAAGCUUGCAAAUGCAGUUUACCAUCCUGUGACAUGCACUAACCUCACUAAAGAGAUCUGUGAAGAAAUAAAAGUUACUUUAAAGAAGAUUGCUCCACCUAGGUAUAAACUGAUCUGCAAUGUCACCGUGGGGAAUAAAGAUCGGGAAGAUGUUUUUGUUGCCAGUAGAUGUCUGUGGGACCCAUAUGCAGAUGAUUUUAUGUCACAUUAUUAUGAAAACCAGACUCUGUUUUGUGUUGUUACAGUGUAUGCUGUUUAUUUUGAAUAAUCAUAGGAAACUCAUCUUAUAUUACUAUGCUGUUCAAUGGAUUAAGCUUCCUAGCCUAUUAGACUGAUGACCACUCCCCUAAAACACAUACAUACAUGCACACACUCACACACACUUGCAUGCAUGCAACAUGCUCACACACACACACACACACACACACACACACACACACACACACACACACACACACACACGCACACUAUUCUAUAUUAAUUAGUAUCCUGAGAUGGGUUUUCAAGGUCAUCUAUGUUUGAAUAUAAGAAUGAAUUGAUGCUAUUUUAGUUAUGUAGUUUGUUCUGUUUUAUUUCACACAAGAGCAUGAAACAUGCUAGACUAUCAUACUUUUGAGUAUUUGUAAAGCAAAAGACAACAGUAUCAGUGUCUUCAACAACUUAAAAAGUAUAUUUCAUAAAGAUUUUUUAUCUACAUGAAACUCUUUCCAGAAUAAUUGUUGUGAUUGGCAAACUGACAGAUGUAAUGUUCUCAUCGUUUUAAUUGUCAGGAAGCUUUUUAUGUAUUAUAUGUACCUAUGUAAUUGUACUAGGAUUGCAUUUUUGGCAUAUGGCCCCACAACAAUAACCUUAAUAAUUGAUGUUUUAUUACUUAAAAAAACACUAAACUUGAACAGACAUUUUAAAAUUAUGUAAACUUCAGUCUGAGUACAGUACAUACAUUCUUCUAAACAAAAAUCACAAAAAUAUAUUAGAAAUUCAGAAGUAUUCUAAUCCAUUUCAGAUAUGUUUUAUAUUGUUAAUGAAUGCUCCUUUUAUAGACCAUUGGAUCUCCACUUAUUGUGAUGGCAUUCACCACCAGACAUCUCUAUAAGAACGUCAAGAGGAUGAAUAAGACAUUUCAGGGCAUGAUAACAUACAUUACGUAGGAUCUAUACCAAGAUACAUUGUAAAGACAAACUAAAUGUGCAUAAUGAACAAUUUCCUUUGGAAAGAACAGGUCAGAUGACAAGUUAGGAACAUUAAAGACUCAGUGGGAAUUAUUGGAAACCAUAAUGAUAAACUCUUUUUAAAUCUUUUAUUUCAAUGAAUAUUAAGAUAACAAAUGUCAAAACAUGUAAAGAAAGAGGAAAACAAAGAAAAAUGGACAGAUAAUAAACCCCAAUUAGACAAUAAUCUCCUAUAGUAACACAUAUAGUAACAGUGUGCUAGAUGGAUGAAAUAGCAUUUUUGACAGGCCAGGUGCAAUCUGUCUAGUACAGUUUAUAAGCAUAGUGUAUCAGUUUUCCCACUGCAUACACUCUACAAGUAUGUAGCAUUUUUUGAACAAGUGUAAAAUACACAAGGAGUAAAUAUGCCAUCCAGUAGAUUAUUAGGGGUUCACGUCUGAUGGAAGAAAUCUCAUAAAACUCAGGAGAAGAGGUUAUCUGGAGAACUAAUAGCCUUAAAUUUCAGGGGCUCUCAAAAUGUUUAUCACUUAUGGUGGCUGUUUCCUACUGAUCCUCUUUUAUGUGUAUUUUAUUUCAGCCUCACAGACAUGGUGGAUUAGUCACAGGCUUUCCAACAUCUAAUAAUUAUUUUUCUAGGGAGUGUGAGUAAUUUUUAAAUCAUUUUCUGUUACGUUUUAUUAUAGACAACUCAGUCAUUCUGGCUGAGAGACUAAAACUAAUAGUAUUAUGAUUCCAGAGUAUAAAAUUUAUUUGGAUAUCAUACUAGAAACUGAAGCAUAUGUAACAGAGCUAACAGUCCUAUCCAAACACAUCCAUCAUUAAGGAUCCACUGAUGAAAAAAUAUGGCUAAGCCUUGCAGGUGCAUAAAAUCUGCUUCCUCUGUAGAUGACUGAGGUGAAAUUCAUUGAGUGUCAGUAGCCCAAAUGAAAAAAAAAAAAAAAAAAAAAAC